AUUGUAAAUGCAGUGCAAGAAGCACGUUUGCGAGAUGCGUUUCAUCGUUGAAGUUGAAGAAGAUUAGUUGAGAGAUAGAGAGAGAGAGAGAGGGGUCGAAAGCUAGGACUGUGUUUGGAUCUCAGUGGACUAGACUGUUUGGUAGUAAAGUAUAACCGUCGACAUUCAUUCCGUCCCUCUACUUUCACUAAUAGAGAAUCUAUCUCACACCACUUCUCAAAUUCAAUGAGGUGGAACUUUCAACCGAUGAUCAUGGAGGAGCUUGCACCUCUCUUCUCCAAUUUGACGUGGUGGGACCAAAUCAACAACUCCACUACUUGCCAAACCGCUUUCUUUUACUUCCUCUCUGCAGCUUAUGCUCUCGUUUCCUCCGUUGCUCUCUUUCAAUUAGUCAGAAUUGAGCUCAGAGUACCUGAGUUUGGCUGGACUACGCAGAAAAUUUUUCAUCUCAUGAAUUUCAUUGUCAACGGAGUGCGUGCUCUGGUUUUUGGAUUGCACAAGCUAGUUUUUCUUUUGCAUCCUAAGGUUUUCAUUUUGGUGCUACUAGAUUUGCCGGGACUACUCUUUUUCUCAACAUAUACUCUUUUAGUCCUUUUUUGGGCAGAGAUUUAUCAUCAGGCAAGGAGUUUACCAACCGAUAAGCUAAAGAUAAUUUAUAUUUCAAUAAAUGCUGCCUUGUAUAUUAUCCAGAUUUGUAUUUGGAUAUACCUCUGGAUCGAUGACAACAGUGUUGUGGAGUUAUUUGGAAAGAUAUUUAUUGCAGGUGUGUCAUUUGUGGCUGCACUGGGCUUCUUGCUCUACGGAGGAAGAUUAUUUUGCAUGCUGAGGCAUUUCCCAAUUGAAUCUAAAGGGAGAAGGAAGAAACUUCAUGAGGUCGGAUCUGUUACAGCCAUCUGUUUCACCUGUUUUUUAAUACGAUGCGUUAUGGGUUUUUUGUCGGCGUUUGAUUCAGAUGCGUCUCUUGAUGUUUUGGAUCAUCCUAUUUUGGACUUGGUCUACUACAUGCUGGUCGAAAUCCUGCCUUCAGCUUUAGUCCUCUACAUUCUGCGCAAAUUGCCCCCAAAGAGGAUAUCAGCACAAUAUCACGCUAUUCACUAGCUGCAUUGCAUUGUUAAUUUGCUGAUUGGUUAUGGUUUUAAUGGUUCUUGGUUAUAUACUUUGAAGUUCAACUGGAGAAACAGAUUAAGAAAAAGGAUCUCAAUAUAGUCUUUUGGCAGCAGUUCUUACACGAGUGAUACUCAGCAGUUCCUGCCUGGGAAAGGAUAAUUUGGAUUCACGUUUUGUAGGGUGUAUACUGCGUGGCAUGACAAGUCACAAGAGUUAGUGACUUUUCUGCAGUCAUUUUUCCAUUAACCCUUGUUUCAAGGGUGGGGAUGAUAUUAUCAGGGAAAUACAAUUUUUCAUAUAGGCAGAAUGUUAGGUUCAGGCACAAGCUUGAAGUGAUGUUUUUAGUUAGUAUUUUGGCUUUGACCCAUUGAUUUCACAACAUUAACUUGAAAUAAUAUAAGUAAAAGGUUUAGUGUUCUGGACAACAAAUCAGUGCAUGAUGAGGUUUUGAGUAUUA
Messenger RNA from Cicer arietinum (chickpea), 1564 nucleotides. Its product is annotated as tobamovirus multiplication protein 1. Lineage: Eukaryota; Viridiplantae; Streptophyta; Magnoliopsida; Fabales; Fabaceae. Gene Ontology annotation, cellular component: plant-type vacuole membrane. The record is from RefSeq and is a predicted model, not a curated record.